AUGUCUCAGCUGGAAACCUCCGUUUCGUGCGCUGAGAAACGUUACAAAAUCAAUGCAAAGAGAAGUCCACUAUACGCCCUUCCCUACGAGGUCCUAGCCCAUAUCCGGGGGUACUUGGAUCACGCCGAGAAGACUUGCUUUGCGCUGUCAGGCGCCAAGUUCUUCCAAAGUUUCCCAUCCAUCACUGUUCCAGAAGAGAAAGUCGGCGAUACCAAGAUCGACGUCUAUCUUCGGCUUCUGAGAGACGACUUCUACAGAGAAGCCCGCAAACGACCGGGGAUCUGGUAG
Molecule: messenger RNA, 288 nt
Organism: Alternaria triticimaculans
Lineage: Eukaryota; Fungi; Ascomycota; Dothideomycetes; Pleosporales; Pleosporaceae
Exons: 2
Coding region: 1-288 (95 amino acids)
Source: RefSeq, a predicted model, not a curated record